This is a messenger RNA of Prosopis cineraria, 3334 nucleotides long. Its product is annotated as proline-rich receptor-like protein kinase PERK9. Gene Ontology annotation, biological process: protein phosphorylation. The transcript is spliced from 8 exons. NCBI's taxonomy places the organism in Eukaryota, Viridiplantae, Streptophyta, Magnoliopsida, Fabales, Fabaceae. The coding region runs from base 782 to 3028 and encodes 748 amino acids. The record is from RefSeq and is a predicted model, not a curated record. Gene Ontology annotation, molecular function: ATP binding; protein kinase activity.
CUACACACGCAUUCUAGUCGCUUUCACAUGGCUUGCAGGAUUUGGGGCCCACAACCCGUGUUUUUCUUCUACUUGAGGCCCGAAUUUUAGCUUCAGCAACACAGGCGUACGUACUGUCGAAACAGAGUCAUAGGAAGGAAUAGAGUUUCAUUUAUGUGCGAUUGGAAAAUUGAAUUCGGGGACUUCGUUGAAUUAUUCAAUUAUUUGAUAGCUAUUUAUUUCAUGGUUUGAAGCUUGAUCGCAUCGCGUCUUUUGUCGAGUCAAUUCGUUGUUGCAGUCACAUGCUUCGAUUGAGAAUUUUGGAAGUCGAUGCUUUGUGGUAUCCGCAUGCUUGGACAUUGCUGUGAUUGGCUUAGAGUAUAUACGGAUUGAAGUUGAUAGACUUUUCAGUUUAAUUUGAGCUUCCUUGAUUGUUCUUUAUGGUGAUCGAUUUUGAUUCCAAGGUGAUCUUUUUGUUUUUUCCCCCGUGUUUUGCUUCAACGGGUCUUGUGAUCUGGGUUUCGGUCUGAAGCGGAGUUCCGCGAAACUGAAACGUUUGGGUUUCUGUGAAAUUUGAUAUAGCUUGUUGUAAGAGUUCAGACAUUGGUUUCGGUUGGUAGAGUUUGGUACUAGCAGCUUUCAUCUUCACCUGAAGUUUUCUACUUAGGUUUAGGCGUUUAGCUUGAGGCCUAAAUUUUGCACUCGAGUUUGAUUUUUGAAAUUCUCAACUCUGGUAUGAUAUGUGAGAGUGACGUCAGAGUUUCCAGAAAGAACGCCAUUGUUGAGUAUUGUUAUUGCUACGAUGUCGGUGGCGUCACCAGCUCCUGCGGCCGCCACAGGCCCACCAUCACCACCAACACCCUCCACCAACAGUAGUGCAGUGCCGCCCCCCACCGCUCCGCCACCACAAUCCUCUUCACCGGCACCACCAGGCAAUCCCACUUCGCCGCCGCCUUCGGCACCUCCGCCAUCUUCAACCCCUCCCACACAGUCUCCACCUCCGGUGACUCCGUCAGCACCUCCUCCUGUUGUGCCAUCGCCUCCGCCGGCACAGUCACCGCCACCUCAGGCAUCACCACCCCCUUCAUCUGUCACUACACCCCCAUUGUCACCUUCUUCAGCUCCUCCUCCUCCUCCACAAUCAGUUGCACCUGCGUUACAACCACCACCUCCGCCUAAUGCUACCCCGCCUACUUUUCCUGUACUUUCACCUCCACCACCACAAGCACAGGCUCCACCGCCAUCUAAUUCAUCCCAACGACCGCAAUCACCUCCUCCAGCAAAUUCAUCCCAACCACCGCCAUCUAACCCAUCUCCGGUGCCUUCGCCGCCUACACCAUCGGCAAACCCGCCAAGAAACUCACCUCCACCUCGUACACCAUCGUCAAACCCUCCCCAAAACUCCCCUCCGCCGCCUUCACCAUCGUCAAAACCUCCAGCAAACUCACCACCACCGACAUCAAGCCCCCCGCGAAAUUCAACUUCACCGCCAUCAUCUGUGCCACCCCGAGGGACAUCUCCAUCACCAGCAUCAGCACCGCCUGUAAAUUCACCUACCCCGGCGGCUAGCCCACCUAGUUCUCAAUCAAGUCCAUCUCCCUCAAAGUCUACCCCAAAUUCAUCUCCGCCGCCCCCCAUAAUUCGAAUGGCUCCACCUCCGUCCUCACUUUUGUCACCACCGACUUCUCAAAAUUCCUCCCCGCCAUCAGAAAGUGGAACAGAGAGUUCAAACGCCAGUCCAAGUGGUGGCAAUACUGGUGUUGCAGUGGCUAUUGGUGUAGCGGGGGGAAUUAUAGUGAUAACCUUAAUUGGAAUUCUUAUCUGGUACCUGAUAAGGAGGCGAAAGAAACGGGGGCCUGAGAGUGGUGGUUAUAUCAUGCCAUCCACUUCUGGCUCACUACCCGAGUCAGAUUCGUCGUUUUUUAAGACACAUUCUUCAGCUCCUUUUGUACAAAGUGGUUCUGGUAGUGACACUGUGUACUCACCAUCUGAGCCGGGGGGACUAGGCAACUCGAGGGCAUGGUUUACGUAUGAAGAACUAGUCAAAGCUACAAAUGGUUUUGCGCCUCAAAAUCUUUUGGGUGAGGGUGGAUUUGGUUCUGUAUAUAAAGGAUGCCUACCUGACGGGAGAGAGGUAGCAGUCAAAGCGCUAAAAAUUGGUGGAGGACAGGGUGAGAGGGAAUUCAAAGCUGAAGUGGAGAUUAUUAGUCGCAUUCAUCAUCGCCAUUUAGUCUCUUUGGUGGGAUACUGCAUUUUAGACAGCAGAAGGCUGCUCGUCUAUGACUAUGUCCCCAACAAAACCCUCUAUCAUCAUCUUCAUGGGGAAGGUAUGCCAGUGGUGAGCUGGGAAAAACGUGUGAGAAUUGCUGCUGGUGCAGCUCGAGGAAUUGCUUAUCUCCAUGAAGAUUGCAAUCCUCGGAUUAUUCAUAGGGAUAUCAAGUCCUCAAACAUUCUUUUAGAUUACAACUUUGAUGCUCAAGUCUCAGAUUUCGGGCUAGCCAAAUUAACCCUUGAUGCAGAUUCACACAUAAGCACUCGUGUCAUGGGAACAUUUGGAUAUGUUGCACCUGAAUAUGCAUCAAGUGGCAGAUUGACUGAGAAGUCUGAUGUAUUUUCUUUUGGGGUUGUACUUCUGGAGCUCAUUACUGGACGGAAGCCUGUAGAUGCUUCUCAACCGAUCGGGGAUGAGAGCCUAGUUGAAUGGGCUCGACCUUUGCUGAGUCAUGCAAUUGAAAACAAGGACUUCGAAGGAUUAACAGAUCCUAAGCUUGAAAAGAACUAUGUUGAAAGUGAGAUGUUAAGCAUGAUUGAAAUUGCUGCAACUUGUGUGCGACAUUCGGCUGCCAAAAGACCUCGAAUGGGACAGGUUGUUAGAGCUUUUGAUAGCUUAGUAAAUUCAGAUUUAAACAACGGGAUGAGGCCAGGGGAAAGCGAGGCAUUUAACUCUGCACAACAAUCUGCAGAAAUAAGAAUGUUUCGGAGGAUGGCAUUUGGGAGUCAAGAUUACAGCACAGACUUUUUUAGUCAGACAAGUUUGAAUUCAACAUAGAAGGCUAUGUACAUACUACAGAGUUUAUUCAUUUUGGACCAGUCUAUCUUGUCAAGAAAAGCCAAGGUUAGACCCCCAGCUGAGUUAUGUUUGUUGCAGUGGCUCAGGCUGAUGUGCACCGAUGCAUUUGCUUCCCUGGAACUGACUGCAUCAGGUUCAAAAACCUUGAUUCUUGUGAUAUUCCAUUCAUUCCCCCAUAGCAUCAGCCGUUCUUCUGUAGCAUUCUAUUUUUAUCUUUUGUAAUUAAAUUUUGUGCAAGGUGUUCCUGACACUCAUGAUAAGCUAAUAUAAGUAUAUAUUUUUAUA